GUCGCCUGAAAUAUACGAGAUGUGACAAAAGCCAGUGACAACAUUCAAGAUUUCAUUGUGUCUGGAUAUAAGGCCAAUUUGUUGUCUUUAUAAAUUCAUAAACAACAAUGAAUUCAUCCAAUAGCAAAACACAAAAAAAGGUGAACCCCAAAAAACCUGACGCGAGACAACAAACGCUGUCAUCGUUUCUCCUUAAUUCCAAAUCGCAAAGAACUUUUCACAAGCCUGGUGAAAACUCAGAGCCAUGUCAUGAUUCUUCACCAUCUCACAGCCAACAGAAGGUGACAGUUAAACGUAGGCUUAGCCCAAGCAGUAGUGGAAGCUGUAGUGACAAGCUCAAGGUAAAGAGAACGUCUGUUGAUAAUUCGAAUAUGGAUGCAGUAGCAAGAUCUGUGAUAGCUACAAAUUGUUCAGAAAAAGAAUCGAAACACUCAAAGGUAUUGCUUGAGAAUUCUCAAGGAAUUAGAACUGGAGAAUUCAGUCCAAAACUUAAGUCAAAAAUUAGUCAGAUACAAACAGACAAUGAACCAGAACUUGUAACAAAUGAUAUACAGUUUGACAUUGGUGCUGGUGAUAGACCAGACAAAAAAACUGGUGAAGAUUGCUGCAAGACUCACAAUCAGUCAAAUAAUGACACUUUGAUCAAUGAUUUUGAUGAUAUUUUUGAAGAUGAUUGGAAUGUAGAUUUCGAACAUGCCGUUGAUCUAACCACCCUGCAACGUUGCAAAGUUUCCAGCAUCAGCAAAGACAGGUUUCACAAUGUAAUCGUCGAUGUAAUCCAUGUUGAAUCACUAGUUCCAGUUACUGUAACUCUUACAGAUUUUUGGAGGGAGGUCAAGCUUCAACCAGACGAUAUAGUAAACAUACAAGCCAUUAAGAAAUCAAAUAAUUGGAUAGUUGAUAACGAUAGUGGUUUUGUCAUAGAACAGCCAGAUCUUUUAGUGUCUGGAACAGCCAUUGUAGGAUCCUGCUUUUGUACAAGACGUGGAAUCCUUAGCGAUAGAUUCAAGGGGAUUGAGUCUGUAACAGAUUGUAAACAAGACUCUCUCGCUAUGGUUAUUGGAAGUCUCGUUCAUGAAUUGCUACAAGAGGUUCUCAGGGAUAAAAUUGAUACUAAAGCAGGUAUAGCAGAAAUAUUGAAGAAUUUAUUGAAUUCCCCAAAAACAGCAAAAAUGCUCUACUCAGCUGGAAUGUCCACAGAAAAUUGUUGGAAAGAAAUGUCUCCAUUUGUGGCAAAAAUAUUUAAUUUUAUAGAGCGAUAUGUCAAAGCAAAAGCAUCUUGGGUUGCUGAUCAAAAUUUCAAUGGAAGAAUCAGUACAGUUCGUGACAUUGAAGAAAACUUAUGGGUGCCGCAAUUGGGUGUCAAAGGCAAAGUUGAUGUUACUGUUGAAGUUAAUGUUAAUUUAAAACCCCAAAUUAUGCCGUUAGAAGUGAAAACUGGUCGUGCAAGUUUCUCUUUAGAGCAUAGGGGACAAAUUAUUCUUUAUACUAUGAUGAUGUCCCUCACUGGACAGAAUAUUCAAACUGGACUUCUUUUAUACCUCAGAGAAAAUAUUAUGCGUGAGAUAAAGGUGGGUCAUCGUGAACAAAGAGACCUUAUUCUGUUGCGUAACAAUUUCGCAUAUUAUCUCACACGCUCUCCAAAAAUAACAGAUCAACAAGUGGAUUCUGAACUAGGAUCACAGCCUGAAAUAGAUUCAUUGGAAUUACCGGAGCCUAUCAAUCACCCUUCUUGUAGGAAUUGUCCGUACAAUGUUUUAUGUUGUGCAUACCUAAAAGAUGAUAAAAGCUCAAAGAUCAGUGAAUCGCAUGUACUGACCCCAAUGAUACAGAAGUUAGAUAUUUAUUUGAAGCCUGUUCAUAUAGAAUACGUUAAGAAAUGGGUGAAUAUACUUCAAAUCGAUGAGGGUGAUCAAGUCCACAUCCCACCAUUGAGAAGUUUAUGGACCAUUCCACCAAAGAAAAGGGAGAAGGGCGGAAAAUGCAUAUCAUACCUGGAGGUAGUUGGUAAAGUAAUUGCAGAGGGUAAUCGCUUUCAUCAUACAUUUGUUCGAAAGAAUCCCAUUGAUGGCAAAGUUUUGGAUGAUUUCUCGAAAUCUGGGUUCAGUGCAGGCGAUUAUAUAAUUGUGAGCACUAAUACAAGAAUCAAUGUCAGUGCUGGUCCCAUAAUACAAUUAUCCAAAGAUUCGAUAACUUUAUUGCUGGAAAGAAAUCUUACUGGAAAAAAAAUGGACAACGUAUUUCACAUCGAUGCCUAUCCAUCGCAGACUAUGUUGAUGACAAAUAUUUCAAACAUUGGAUAUUUGUUAGAUGACAAUUCGGUGACUGAAAAAAUGAGGAGAAUUGUCAUAGAAAGAGAACCAGCAACAUUUGUAAAGAAACUUGAUCGUUCGUUAGCGGUAACUAGUGCUCACAUUUUGAAACCAUUGAAUAAGAUGCAACAAAGAGCUGCAUUGAAAGUCCUGGCAGCGAAUGAAUACGUUUUGAUAAAAGGCAUGCCAGGGUCUGGCAAAACGCGCACAGUUGUUGCCAUAAUUCAGUUGUUAGUAGAAUUAGGAAAAUCAGUAUUACUCACGGCUCAUACUCACUCUGCUGUCGAUAACGUUUUACUGAAAUUACUUGAGACAGGUGUUGACUUUGUGCGACUAGGAUCAUCUAACAAAAUUCAUCCUUUAUUGCUGUCCAAAAGUGAAUCCUCACUAACACAGAACUGUAAUUCACCUGAGAGUUUAGAUACCAUGUAUAAUAGUAAGAGUGUAGUGUGUGUCACAUGCCUUGGAGCGAAUCAUCCGCUGUUGGGAAAGCGAAUGUUUGACGUAUGCCUGGUGGAUGAAAGCACACAGGUAUUGCAAUCAACGAUUCUCCGACCUCUCUACAGUGCGGAAAAAUUCGUUCUUGUCGGAGAUCCUAAUCAACUACCUCCUCUGGUCAAAACCAGUACUGCCAGGAAGCGUGGAAUGGAUAAAUCUCUCUUCGAACAGUUGGAUAAUGAGAAUAACACAAUUACUCUCUCGUCACAGUAUAGAAUGAAUCAGAGAAUCAUGGACAUAGCCAAUCAAGUAACUUACAAAGGUCAAUUGACUGCUGGCUCAGAUGAAAUUGCCAAUGCAACAUUAUGUAUUCCUAACAAAGCAGUACUGAAUUCAAGUCAGGAGUGGAUAAGAACCAGUUUAUCAACCCAACUUGACGAUUCUGUUAUUAUUCUUGAUACUGGUAAUAAGUAUAAUAUUUUGACAAAUGAUGAAGGAUCCAAUGAUGAUGAUUAUUGCAUAGAAAGAAGAUGUUCCAACUUGUAUGAAGCUGCCGUUAUCCUGAAGCUGGUUAAUACCUACAUUCAGUCAGGCGGUGCUGUUGACGAAAUUGGUGUAAUAGCACCAUACAGAGAACAAGUAAAUCUUCUCAGGGAAAUUAUUAAGCAAGAUGUGGAAGUCAAUACAGUAGAUCAAUACCAGGGUCGCGAUAAAGAUAUUAUUCUAUACUCCGGCACAGUGUCCUCUCUUUCAAGACGUGAUGCAGAAGAUGAAUCAAACAUUCUCAAUGAUCACCGAAGGCUGACAGUUGCUAUCACACGGGCGAAAUUCAAACUAAUUGUAGUUGGUGACAUAAAAACAUUAGAAAAUUUCGGCACUUUCAAGAAAUUACUUGAGCAAGUUAGAAGCAAAGAUGUAACAACACUACAAAAUGGAUGUGCCGAUUUUAUGUGGAAAAGUCUUCUCGAUUUUGUGAAAAAUUAGCUAAUAUUUUUUUGUUAUAAUGUUAAUCUAUGGCAUCUGGUUUGUUGAAGUAUUCAUAUCUAUUUUUAUGUAAUGUACGAUCACAAUAUUUAUACGAACUUUUGUGUUUUUAUGUUGAUGUUAAUGUGCAUGGAAAGGUUUUUGUAUAUGAAUGUAUGUUUAUUUAACUCCGAUCUCUUGUACUGUCAAAUAUUCAUAGAUGAUCCAACUCCGUUCAAUUACAUGUAAUAUUCACAUUCGUUACAGUAAUUGUCUUAUUUAUCUGAAGAUGUUUUCUGCUAUACUGUAUUAAUACUUAUGUUUAAGAUGUUUCUAUACACAUAGAACCUGAGAUAAUGCAUAAUAACAAACGAAUUCAUAAAGGUUUUGUUUAAAAGUUUAUUUUACAUUUCUUAGAUCUAGAAAACGUAAUCUUUUCAAUGAUUUUUGCAACUCCCAUUUUGGUCUAGACUAUAUGUAUAAACAAUACGGAAGGAUGGUAUAGUAAAAAUGUGUAGUACUAAUAAAAACAAGAGAGAAUAUAAUAAAAAAACUUUCAGAACGUGUAAUGUGAAAA
This is a messenger RNA of Athalia rosae (coleseed sawfly), 4290 nucleotides long. It is a transcript of the gene Dna2, whose product is annotated as DNA replication ATP-dependent helicase/nuclease DNA2. The record is from RefSeq and is a predicted model, not a curated record. The coding region runs from base 108 to 3734 and encodes 1208 amino acids. Gene Ontology annotation, cellular component: cytoplasm. NCBI's taxonomy places the organism in Eukaryota, Metazoa, Arthropoda, Insecta, Hymenoptera, Athaliidae. The transcript is spliced from 14 exons. Gene Ontology annotation, molecular function: 5'-flap endonuclease activity; single-stranded DNA helicase activity. Gene Ontology annotation, biological process: replication fork reversal.